Molecule: messenger RNA, 417 nt
Organism: Prorocentrum cordatum
Lineage: Eukaryota; Dinophyceae; Prorocentrales; Prorocentraceae
Source: the annotation of a GenBank genome assembly
GUCUGGAGCAGCAAGGACAAGGACCUGAUGGCCUUGCUACGCACCACGCCCAAGCUGCUGCUCCAGACCACGCACAGGACGCGCCUCAACAGCAGCAUCAACAUAGACACAUACACAAUGACGACGAAGCAUCCACUCGUGGGCGGGGUCUUCGCCGGGCUGGAGGGCUACGAGAACAUGCUCGACAAGCCCCGCAGCGGAUGCGCUCCGGUUUUGGGGCUCGCCGCGUUGGAGAGCCUCCUGGAGCGCGACGUGGGCGGAGCACUCAAGCGGGAGAUCAGCGCCGACCUGGAGCAGGCCCAGCCGUCCGACGAGACGGCCGAAGUUGAAGUCUCGAAGUACGAGCUGCAGCAACAUAUCAGCUUCAUGCGGCGCGAGCGAUGCUUCGACGCGGACAAGGCCAAGCUGAUCGAGGGG